Messenger RNA from Orcinus orca (killer whale), 1290 nucleotides. Its product is annotated as zinc finger protein 396. Lineage: Eukaryota; Metazoa; Chordata; Mammalia; Artiodactyla; Delphinidae. Bases 85 to 1053 code for a protein of 322 amino acids. The record is from RefSeq and is a predicted model, not a curated record. The transcript has 2 exons.
UCCUAGGCCAGAGGAGUGUCCAUAAGGAGAGUUUCACCUUCUUGAAGAUUAAAGCCUAGCAGUUCUGAGCUAUUCCCAGUCCAAAUGUCUGCAAAAUUGAGAGAGACAUCAAAACUCCUUCCACAAACUUCAGGGGACCCUGACUGCAUUCUGGUAAUGAAGGUGGAAGAGGGAGGGCAGGCCUGUAAUAUGGUCUCCAGCUGCCACUGGAGCAGCUACUACAGCUCAGAGACCUACCGCCAGCAGUUCAGGCAGUUUGACUACCAGGAGUCACCUGGGCCCUGGGAGGCUCUGAGCCAGCUCCGCGAGCUGUGCUGUCAGUGGCUGAGGCCAGAGGUGCACAGCAAGGAGCAGAUCCUGGAGCUGCUGGUGCUGGAGCAGUUCCUGGCCAUGUUGCCUGAGGAGCUGCAGGCCUGGUUUCAAGAGAACCGACCAGAGAGUGGAGAGGAAGCCGUGGUGAUGCUGGAGGAGCUGGAGGAAGAGCAUGAGGCGGUGGCUGAACAGGUCUUUCUUGGACAAAAUGAGGACAUGCUUGCAAAGAAGCUACCAACUUGUGAAAUCACUCAGGAGACAACACGUAGCCAGCUUAAGCCCACAAAAAAGCAACUGCAGUGGGCAUCGAAGGAGCUUCACACCUUAAGACAAAAUGAUAGAGACACCGGAACUAUAAAUGUGAAAUCAGCUUCAAGGCGAAAGACUUCUUCAGGCAAAGAACUGCAUUACAAAGUUUCUAACACUCUUCAAAUGAAUGCUUCCCAGAGUUUCACAUUUAGAGGAACCUGUGAACAAGAUAGAAAGUUUGAAAGAAGACAGGGAAACCGUCCUCGAAAAAAACAACACAAGUGUGAUGAAUGUGGGAAAGUCUUUAGUCAGAGCUCAGCCCUUAAUCUACUUCAGAGGAUCCACAGUAGAGAGAAACCUUAUACAUGUGACGUGUGUGCAAAUACUUUCAGCCGAAGUGCAAUCCUGAUUCAACAUCGAAGAAUCCACACAGAUUCAAAAUAUGAGAAUAGGAUUGAGGAGACCCAAAAGAAUAUGUACCUCAAGACCUAAGCUGAAAUGUCCAGGAUCAUUGUUAGGAAGCAGGUGAGUAAAGGGACUUUACUCAUCUCUUACGAAAACCUGAGAACCUACAUACUGUUCUGUUUCAAUUUUUCAAAUUGAGGUAUAGUUGAUGUAUAAUAUCAUCUAUACAUACUGUUGAUGAUACUAAGUAAUUUCCUGUGUAGGAAAAAAAAAUAUCUCCUUUACAAUUUAUAUUGGAAAUAUCUCAGUGAAAGCAUUAAGAUU